Molecule: messenger RNA, 3201 nt
Organism: Trypanosoma cruzi
Lineage: Eukaryota; Euglenozoa; Kinetoplastea; Trypanosomatida; Trypanosomatidae
Product: protein kinase domain, putative
Exons: 1
Coding region: 1-3201 (1066 amino acids)
Biological process (GO): peptidyl-threonine phosphorylation; peptidyl-serine phosphorylation
Molecular function (GO): protein serine/threonine kinase activity; ATP binding
Source: RefSeq, a predicted model, not a curated record
AUGCGUGGAGUUGGUGUCGUGGCUUUUUUGAGCCCUAUUUUUUGCUCUGGACUGCAUGCGGAGGGAAUCUCCUUUUUUCAUACCCUCUUCCUUUUUAUUAUUUUCCCUCCCUCUCUCUCUCCUAUGUUAGAUUGCUUUGUGUGUGUGUGUGUGUGUGUGUUUUGUUGGAGUGAAUUAAGCGGAGGUGGCCGCGGGUUAGGGAGGAAAGAGAAGGUAGAAAAAGAGGUAAGCCGAAUUUGGAAAAUACACACAAAAAAAAAAACCAAAAAAAAAAAAGAAGAAUUGACCGAAAAGGAAUGCCCAAUGUUUGAUGCUGUUGUGCUCGAGUACGACAGAAGUGCGGGGGAGGCCGUUGUGGAAACAACAGAUGCCGCCUCCAGACGGUAUCGUGUGCCCAUGUCAUCAUUGUCAUGGUCGUUCCGAAGCAAAGUAGUCACGAGCGACGCCGCUGUUGGGGAAGGUAAGCAAGAGCCACCGAGUGAUAAAAUGAAGAAACGAAGGAUGAAUUAUCUUGACAACCUUUUCCACUCCACACCGGUGGGUCGAUGCGUUACUAUCGGUCCCGUUGAAGAGAUGAACACCGGAUCAGGUGAAGAUAAUAGAAGCUCUGCGCUGCCCUUGGCACGUCUUGUGCACCUCCAUGAGGCUGGAUCCCUAACUUCUAGAAGCAUGUUGCCAGGCACCAUCACACGAGUGUCGGGACGUUUUGUGUUUAUUUUUUGUUCCUUUCUUCCCUAUGAAGCGGUGGCAACACGUGAUAUGUUUUCGAUGGGGGGGUUUUUUCUCGAUACCACAUCGGCACCGAAUACAUUAUUGAAGGAUUGGGAAGAGACACCACGUCCUGUGAACGACGAAGACGAGUGGGUGGGACGCUCCGUACACUUCGCCCUGCACCCCAUGAGUUUUCUCGUGAUGGAGGCCUUUUUCACGCGCAACGAGGGAAUACAGGAGCGGAGGGGGGCACCAAAGACACUUGCCGCCUGCAGGAAAAACAAUAACAAUAGAUGGUCUCAUCCAACGCGUGAUCAGCGUAGGGAUGUGAACGACUUGGCAUCCGUACAGCAUGAAGCGGCAGAUGAGCUCAAUGAUGGUCGUUUGGGCGCAUGGAAAUUUACUGGAGUGAAUCCCUGUAGGUUCUUUCACCCCGAGUUGUCGGUGCAGUUUGUGCAUGGUUCCUCCUCGCUACCGUGGAACGCUAUGCCUCCAAUGAUGCACCAAAAAUCAGUGUUCACACUGAAGUUGUUCUCUUUUUGGAUGCUGCCAGGCACACGGAUAUCGCUGCGCGCACUGGAUGAGGAUCGUUCUGAUGUAACAGAUCGUGUAUUGUGUGUUGAGCAGGAAGAGUUGGGGGGAAUGACCGCCGUUACGCUUGAUCAUCUGGAGAGCCGAGAGGUCGUUUUGUUUAAGUGCCGAAUAAAGUCUUUUAAGAUGCAGGAUGUGGUGUGUGAGAUUACACUUCUUUUUUGCAUGGAACACAUGGGCUAUGAAACGCAGCUGGAGUCCAGGCCGAUACUUAUACGACAAGGUCUUAAGGGUCGCGCGGUGGUAGAACUUAUGGGCAGAAGUCAACCGUGUUCAAAGAAGGACAAUCUCUCACGCAAGUUCUGGACUUCAGAUGUAUUGGGUCCCGAGGACAAAAUUACUACUGGGUUCACAGACCCUGGGCGCAGCAAUCAGUUACUCACGGAGGAUCGUUACGAGGAAUUACCGAUGGUUCAGCGGGAGAUCAUUGUGGUGGACCCCGAGCACGCACGAUUGCAAAUGUUUGCCGCGUUGGCAAGACGUGUAGUCAAGGGUAUUGUCGACACGGUUGUAUGUGCUCAGGUGCUGGCGUGGUUGGUGGCCAGUGCGUAUGGCGGGGAGAGCGGUGGAAUCAAUGCGGAGGAUGAAAUUGUCUCCUUGCGGCUUCGAAGCGGUUUGAGUAAACGACGCCGUGGAAGGCCCAAGUCGAAGGAAGGGGCUAACGUUGUGCGUCUGGGGGAUGUUCGCAGCGGUGUUUGUAGGCACCGGGUGUUGCUCUUUAAAUAUCUCUGUGACGUGGUAAAGCUUCCGUGUUACCUAGUGCGGGGUGAACACCAAGGGCCAGAUGACGCCAUCGCAGAGCGUCACUCGUGGAAUAUUGUCCCACUUGAAGGAAACCGAAACCUGCUUGUCGAUACAACACUGAGUCCGCACAAGGUAGAGAUGUGGCCAGCCCCUGCCUACAGGUGUGUCCCAGUGAAACUGAGCUCCAAUUGGUCCGAUUGCCAUUGCUUGCUUUCUAACCGCUCCGCUUCAAAUAUACAUCUUUUGGAGGAAUGUGGCCGGGGUGUCACAGCUGUGGUACGGCGUGGGGUGUUGGCUGGAGGUCUUACAUGUGCGGUGAAGGUCCCGCGAACAAACACCGACCUUGGGAGCCUUGUGCACGAGUACGAGGUCUUGAGAAAUUUUUGUGUUUCCUCGCACGUGGUGCGGUGCCUGGGAUGGAGCGGGGGAAUUGUGAUGGAAUAUUUUCCUUCCAAUCUGUUGAGCUUUAUGAAUCAUCUCAUUAUUUGUGGGAAUCGCAUGAGCCUUUCGCAACAAAAAGAAGUUCUUAUCGGUCUUCUCUUGGCAUUAAAAGAGGUACACGAUUGUGGCUAUGUGCACAGAGACAUUAAAGCUGAAAAUGUACUUUUGGUGGUCAUUCGCUGCAACACAUGUCACUCAGUUGGAACCGUUUGCCAUUUGUGUGACGUUCGAGUGAAGUUGGGGGACUUUGCCGACAGUGUCGCCGUGGACCCGACCACGCAUAUGCACAAGGCAUCUCCGCGUGUUGGCACACCGCCGUACACGGCGCCCGAAAUUGAUUCAGAGGCCUCAUUUUCCUUCGCGGCAGAUAUUUGGUCUUGCGGAAUACUUGCAAUUGAAAUGGCAUCGAUGCAGCUGCCUGAAACCGGCGUGCAGGAGGGCUGCGUAAAGGAAAGUUAUGAAAGGAGCAUGGAUCGCAGAAAUAAUGAAGAAGAAGUUAACUACCAAGAAGAUGGCGAUGAGGCGGGGAAUGUGGUGUCCGCUGUUGUGGAUGACGGAGUCUUGGUGGGGCCUGUUCGUUUACCCCGUUUGCCGCGGAACCCACCGCCUCCAAGGUGGCAACAGAAGUUUGUUGACGGAGCGCUGCAGGUAAACUGGAAGCGGCGGUGUCGUACCGGGGAGCUGUUAAACAUACUAGGCGGAGCGUCAUGCUGA